AUGGUCUCACUGCUCCCAACGCGGUUGUGGUUCACUGCUACCUUCGCCAUCGUUUGCUUCAUUAGCUCUGUAAGGGCUCUCAGUGUUGAUAUUCCUGCUCAUGGUGUCCAAUGCUUUUACGAAGACCUUACAGUGGGUGACAAGAUGACGGUGACCUUCCAGGUUGGUGAGGGAGGUAACCUUGAUAUCGACUUUUGGGUCUCGGAUCCCCAAGAUCAUAUUAUGAAGAGUGCCUCGAGAGAAUCAUCAGGCGUCCACGUGAUUGAAGCAUCGAUUGCUGGCAAACAUACCUACUGCUUUGGAAACCAAAUGUCAUCCGUUACCGCCAAGUCUGUCAGCUUCAAUGUGCAUGAUAUGCAAAAGAUCAAGUCUACAGCUACAGAGAAAAUCGAUCCUCUUGAACGUGAGAUCCGGGAAUUGGCUGAUAGUAUCCAUGGUAUCAAGGCUGAGCAAGAAUACAUUGUUCUCCGUGAACGUCAACAUCGCAACACUGCUGAAAGCACUAAUGCUCGUGUCAAGUGGUGGUCUUUGGGGCAGUUGGCAUUGUUAGCCGCCGUUUGCUUCCUUCAAGUUGUCUAUCUCAAGCGUUUCUUUGAAGUCAAACGUGUAGUAUAA
This is a messenger RNA of Lichtheimia ornata, 615 nucleotides long. RefSeq lists its product as uncharacterized. The transcript has 5 exons. Gene Ontology annotation, cellular component: endoplasmic reticulum; endoplasmic reticulum-Golgi intermediate compartment; Golgi apparatus. Lineage: Eukaryota; Fungi; Mucoromycota; Mucoromycetes; Mucorales; Lichtheimiaceae. Bases 1 to 615 code for a protein of 204 amino acids. The record is from RefSeq and is a predicted model, not a curated record. Gene Ontology annotation, biological process: endoplasmic reticulum to Golgi vesicle-mediated transport; protein retention in ER lumen; Golgi organization.